Messenger RNA from Megalops cyprinoides (Indo-Pacific tarpon), 844 nucleotides. Its product is annotated as homeobox protein Hox-D9a-like. Gene Ontology annotation, biological process: anterior/posterior pattern specification; regulation of transcription by RNA polymerase II; DNA-templated transcription. The transcript has 2 exons. Gene Ontology annotation, molecular function: RNA polymerase II cis-regulatory region sequence-specific DNA binding; DNA-binding transcription factor activity, RNA polymerase II-specific. Gene Ontology annotation, cellular component: nucleus. The record is from RefSeq and is a predicted model, not a curated record. The coding region runs from base 50 to 844 and encodes 264 amino acids. NCBI's taxonomy places the organism in Eukaryota, Metazoa, Chordata, Actinopteri, Elopiformes, Megalopidae.
GGUAUCUGUAACAGUGUAGCCUUUUAUAUGACUACGAAGAGAUCCAAAAAUGUCGACUAGUAGUACACUUAGUAACUAUUAUGUAGACUCUAUAAUAGGGCAUGAAGCUGAGGACGUGUAUGGGGCUCGCUUUGUCCAGGGCUCGCACACGGCGACCUCAAGGCCACCAGGUGUCGGAGAUAACGCUGAUUUUUCGUCCUGUAGCUUUGCACCCAAGUCCGCCGUCUUCCCCACGUCUUGGUCCUCGGUUCACCCACAGUCCACCGCCGCAGUCUCAGGGAUUUACCAUCCCUACGUGCACCAGUCCCAACUCGCAGGCGCAGACAACAGAUACGUCCGCUCCUGGAUAGACCCAAUCUCCAACUCCGUUUCUUUUUCCGGCUUCCAUCCGACCAGUCGGCAUUACGGGACAAAGCCCGAAAGUUUACCGUCGAAAAGGACUGAGUGCGCCACCUUCGAGGCGCAAACCCCGGUCGCCCCGGACUACAUUUGCGGAGCGGUAUCAGACAGCAAGGAAAAACCUACCAAAGACCCUAUUGGCAGCGAUAUUUCGAGUCACAGCGAGCCCAAAGAAGAGAAGCAACAGCAACUUGACCCAAGCAACCCGGCUGCGAAUUGGAUUCAUGCACGAUCAACGAGGAAGAAGCGAUGUCCUUACACUAAGUAUCAGACCCUUGAACUGGAAAAAGAAUUCCUGUAUAACAUGUACCUUACGCGAGAUCGCCGUUACGAAGUUGCCAGAAUUCUUAAUUUAACCGAAAGGCAGGUAAAAAUCUGGUUCCAAAACAGAAGAAUGAAAAUGAAAAAGAUGAACAGGGAAAGGAGUACUAAGGAUCAACAGUGA